Temnothorax curvispinosus is the source of this 5967-nucleotide messenger RNA. It is a transcript of the gene Pka-R2, whose product is annotated as cAMP-dependent protein kinase type II regulatory subunit. Bases 1 to 1155 code for a protein of 384 amino acids. NCBI's taxonomy places the organism in Eukaryota, Metazoa, Arthropoda, Insecta, Hymenoptera, Formicidae. The transcript has 8 exons. The record is from RefSeq and is a predicted model, not a curated record. Gene Ontology annotation, cellular component: cAMP-dependent protein kinase complex. Gene Ontology annotation, molecular function: cAMP-dependent protein kinase regulator activity. Gene Ontology annotation, biological process: regulation of protein phosphorylation.
AUGAGCUGCCAACGUAACGCCGGCAAGAUUACGGUACCGGACGAUCUGCGGGACGUCCUGCUGGAGUUCACCAUCAGCUACCUGCUGGAACAGCCCGGCGACAUCAUCGACUACGCCGUGGACUUCUUCACGCGGCUACGCGACGCACGGCGUACGCAGCUGAUCCAGACGGACGGCCAGACCUGCUCGUCCACGCCGGACGAGUCUGUCGAUGAGGAGCCACCAGUCGGUCGGUUUGCUUCCAGAAGGAAGAGCGUUUUCGCGGAGACUUACAAUCCCGAGGAUGACGAGGAGGAUGACGGCUUCAAGAUGGUCCAUCCAAAGAGCGACGAGCAGCGACAAAGGCUCAGCGAGAGCGUCAAGAACAUACUCCUGUUUCGCGCUCUAGACGAAGAACAAAUGGCGGACGUACUGGACGCAAUGUUCGAAAAAACCGUUCAACCGGGAGACUUUAUUAUCCGUCAGGGGGAUGACGGCGACAACUUUUAUGUGAUCGAGAGAGGAAAAUUCGAAGUAUACGUCAAAGAUCCCACGACGAAUACAGAUAAUCAUAUUCACACUUACGAUAAUCGCGGUGCUUUCGGAGAAUUGGCCCUUCUGUACAAUAUGCCCAGAGCAGCCACUGUCAAAGGUAUCACGUCUGGCACACUCUGGGCCAUGGACAGGCAAACCUUCCGACGUAUUCUUCUUAAAUCCGCGUACAAGAAACGUAAAAUGUAUGAGAACCUUAUUAAUAGAGUGCCGAUGUUGAAGUCUCUGGAGGCUUACGAGCGGAUGAAUUUAGCGGAUGCCCUUGUACCGAAACAGUAUUCCGAUGGCGAACAGAUAAUUAGGCAGGGCGACACCGCAGAUGGAAUGUACUUCGUCGAGGAUGGCGUCGUCAGGAUCACCAGACUCGGCGAGCACGGCCGUGAAAUUGAGAUUAAUCGUGUUCCGGCUGGCGGUUAUUUAGGCGAGCUGGCACUCGUGACGCAUAAACCACGCGCUGCUUCGGCCUACGCUGUGGGAAACAUCAAACUGGCGUUUCUGGACGUUGAAGCUUUUGAACGUUUGCUUGGCCCGUGUAUGGAACUUAUGAAACGUAAUAUCGACGAUUAUGAAGAACAACUAGUGAAAAUUUUCGGCAGCAAAACCAACAUCUCUGACAUUCGAUGAACUGUUUCUGGACAAAGCUACGUCGCCAUGCGCUGUACUAAAGGAUGCGACACUUUCGUACAGCACGUAAUGUAUAACGAGCACAAAAGAACUUGUACCACCUAUUUCUGAAUCUCAUCCCGCGUGUUUCGGGUAUCAUCUCGGAAUCAACAACUGUUUCAUAUGACUGUUCACUUAGACGUAUACCUAUUAAGAUUCGUCGAUAAUAGUUACCAAGUUUAUACUUACGGCACACAUUGAACAAAGCUAUAGGCUGCUCGAUUAUGUGCGCGUGUAUGACGUAACGAGACGGUAUUAAUGACUAUUCUCUAAGACUGUAUUGGAUCAAAAAGGGAGUAUUAGUGCAUUCUGUCGCUCGCGCUCGAUCGUUUGUGAAAUGAAUAUCUUUUAUUUAUUAUUGCUCCAGUAAAAGAUUGGAAUAUAAUAUUUUCAAGUCUAGAACCCACAUGGACAUUAUACUAUUUAACUUAUCCCCGGAAUGAUUCAUUAUCAAGUUUAUCUCAAUGUAUUCAAUCUAUAUGCUCACAAAAUUUGUGUAUACUCUCGUGCAUUAUCCAUUUUUAAACAAAUCAGCGGCUACAUUUAUAAAACAUAGUAGGAGUAUAGAAUAUUCGAAAUUGAAUGCUCUUCUAACGUUACUUUCUGGCAAAAGAUAUAUUACAAGAGAAAUGACUAUAUUAGUAAUUGAAUAUUGACACAAAUCUCUUGCAAGGUUUCUACGAAAUAGAGUAAAGUGCAUAUUUCGGAUCAGAUCCUAAUUCGGAUCAGCAAAUUUGAAAUGCCUCUCUAGCCGACUGUACCUAUCAUAUAUGGAUUUUUUUCACUAAUUGUCUAUAGCGAUAAGGGAUAGCGAAAAUAUAGACGAUAGGGGAAAAAAUCCACAUAUGAUAAAUACAGUCAGCUAAAGAGGCAUUUCAAAUUUGCUGAUCCGAAAUAUGCACUUUACCCUACCUAAUAUGCAUAUCAUUCUUUCAAAGAUAAUGAAAGUAACAUUGCCAUUUUUAAUGAGAAAGAACUGUACAAUAUUCUUUGAUACAUCCAUUUAACAAUGUAAUAUCUUGAUAAAAUAUCAGGUCAGACAAUCAAGAUUUUGUAUAUUAUUCGCGGCGAGUAAUAAAUACGCACUUUGCGAAUAAAUAUGCACAUAUACAUACACAAAGAGGUAUUACACGUAACGCGCACAUAGUGGUAAAAUAAUUUUUUAAUUUAUAAUGUUACUUUAAUUUUAUUUUAUUUAUAAAUAGACACUCGACUCUUAUGUAUGAAUUACUUUUUUAUGUAUACUAAUAUAUCUUUCAUGUUAAAAACAAUGCAUUCACAGAAGUUAUCGUAGCUAUGUACAUAAUUAUUUAUAAUCAAAUUAGUAUAUAAUAUCACAUUAAUAGAUUUUUACUUGGAAAAAUCAAUUAUUUUUUAGUAAGCAAAAAAUAAAUUUAGAUAAAAGACUUUAUACAUGUUCCUUAUUAUAAUAGAAAUCAAUAAACGUCAGAGUCGUACAAACGCAUUCUAUUUCGGAUAUAGAGUACUCCAAAAAUGCAAGUCAUAGAAAGUCCAGAACUAAAGGAGCCUUAAAAUUGACUUAAAUGCGCGGAUAUAAUGACGCUAAACGAAUAUGUAUGCAUUGCGUGUGUACAUGUACAAAGUAAUAUAAAAGAACAUAUAUACAAACAUGCAUACAUAAAUGCGAAAUGAGAGAAGAAAGGGGCGUGACACUUUUUAAUUACUUUGAACUUGCAUGUAUCAGAUUAGGUAAAAACGGUAAAUUUUAUCGUAAAAAGGUAACCGCGCGUUUAAGCCAACGUUAAAUUCAAGUGUGUCUUGCCGAUAAAUAAUGGUAACUCGAGGAUCGAUUACGAGAAUCCGUCAACUUAUUUUUAUUACAGUACGGGACACGUUACGUGUAUGAUGAUAUACGUCUAUCAUCGUGAUAAAAGUCCAGUCGAAAACCGAUUCGAUUAUAGUAAUGGACAGGUGCGAAUGCUAGUCACUUUUUAUGACCGUGUUCUUGUCACAUUGUCUUCUGGCAAUUACAUUGGUCACGAAAAAAGGAAAGAUACUUUUUAAUACGGUGAACUGUGUAUUUACCACGUAACUGAAACUCGCGAUGAAGCGGCAGGGCUUUUUAAAUAAUAUCACAAUCGUGUGAGGGAGAAGAGGGAGACUCCUAUGAAAGUGAAAUAGAGAGAGAAUAAUAUAGGAAUUGUUAAUAACUGUUGUAUUAUCAAUUAUUCUUCACGUGCGACACUGAUGUCUUGCAUGGCCUUUAACUUUUUUUUCCAUGCAAAGCUCAUUCUCUUAUAAACCGCUUAACCAAAUCUCUUGAAAUUUUUCAAAUAAAUAGUUGAAUAAAUCAAAUUAAUAUUUCAACGAUCUAAAAGUAAUUCGCAUUUUAAAACGUUAACAAUUGAAAAGCAGUUUGUGACAUAGUAUCAGUAUCUUUAGUCUUCCACUGUAUCUCCAGGCUGUGAUAUUAUUUUCGACUGAGUAUUUCAUUCCUUUCUUGUAAUCUCUCAUAAGAGAAAAUCGUAAAAAAAUGUUGUAAUCGUUAUCGAAUUUGCGAGGCAUCAAACUGAUGGAUUUGUUUUAAAUGAUUCAACCAACGUAUCUCUUAUAUAUGUAAGUGCAACAGAGAUUUUAAUGGAUUAACAAAAGUGACUUGAUCAUUGUUGGACACGAGAAACUCUACACGUAUAAAAGAAAAGAAAAGAAAAAGAGCUAAUUCGCAUACUGAGUAAACUCGAUACGCAUAAGUACUUACUUGUGUUAGAUUACAUUCGCUAAAUUAAGUGUGAAGUAUUGAAGUUAGAAUCUGUCCAAUUCGCAUUGCUGUAUGUAUCUAUCAUGAGACUUAUCUUAUGUGUUGCGUGUUGUGGUUUAUGAGCGUGGAUGUGUUUGCAUGUGUGUAUGUGACGAUCGAGCCAGUAAUUUGUUAAUUUAUGUUGCUACUAUUGAUAGUUUACACUCUCCAAUAGUUGUAUAAUUCAUGUUAUCGUCAUUAAAGGUAAUGCAAUACACCGAAAUAUGUCCUACGGAUAAAUAUUGUAAUAGUAGUAUGCCUUAUUGUGCCACUGGAUCUUCGUCUUUCUGCUUUCAAAGGGAGAAAGAUUUAUGAAAUAUCGAAGAUACAGAUUUCGUCGUACAUCCGCGAUCUACACUGCUGGAUAAAACGAUUCGACACUUUAGUAAAUUUUUAUAAAUGCCUUCAUAAGUCAAUAACAUUAGCGAAUUAAAAAUUGCAUAUGAACGGCAAGACAUUGACAAGGAUUAUAUAAGAUAACUAAGAAAAGAUUUACUUAAAGAAUGAUUCAGAAUAAUUUCUUUAUUAAUACAGAAAAAAAGUAUUGAAUUUUAUUUUUAUCUACAAUAUUUUUCCAAGAAUGUAUCUUGUAAUUUAUAGUCCAAUUUAAAAUUCCGUUAUUUCCCUUUUAGCUAGAAAUUGAUUGCAAAUUUUAUUUGUUAAAAUAUUAUUUAAUAUUAACAUUUUUAUUUGUCAUAUAAUGCUAUUUGAUAUAAAAUCGUGCCCCAGGAACUUUCACGGUGUUUUAUCAUUAUGUCCAGCAAUGUAUUAUGUAUCCACAUGCUAUAUCCAGCGAUGGGCAUUCGAUUCUCUUUCUCUCGCAAGUUUUCAAGCAAUUCUGCUAGCCUAAAGUUUCGAAUGAUUUUGAAUAUUAUAUGGAAAUCAUUAAUUUUAUUGAAUCUUCAACAUCUUGAAGAACUUGCUAGUGUUUUAAAAAAUCAUUAAAAUCCUUCAAAUUCUUAAAUAAAGAUGUCGAAAAUCUUGGAAUUUUUAAAAGAUAAUUUGACAGAACGAUAGAAAUUUAAUAUUAUGUAUCAAUAUUUGAACGAAUACAUUUAUUGAAGCUAUGAAUUAUUGCGAUUAGUUAAUUAUCAUGACUACAUUACAUGGAAAAUAAUUUUAAUUAUUUUCUUAAUGUAGAUUUAUCGUAAAAAUUUUUAAUAAACGCAAAUGUUUCAAGAUGAAACUUGAGGAGGCUUUUAAAAUGAUCUUUCACUAGUCUUUCAAGAACUUUUUAUUUCAGAUAAUAUUCGAAAUAAUUCAAAACUUUUGUCGUAAUGAUUUAAAGCACUUGUUUAUCCAUCACUAAAGCUACAUCGCAAUUCUAGUCUUGAGUGACAUGCGACAUAGAGAAGUGUUUCCGACCAAAUAGCAUGUAUCGAAUCAGAGAGUUGAUGAAUUGACGGCGGUAAUAAUAUCCGAAAUGGCUAAUAAUGUGCCAGUAAUACUUAGUUUUCUCAUUUGACUUGCGUUUUUCCUUGUGCAACGAUAUUCCUAAUGUUUUUUUUUUUUGUUUUAAUUUAUCAAACGUAGCGCGUUAGUAGCUGUUAUGUAUGAUUAGCAAUGUGUCAUUGUGCAUGUAACAAUGCACUUUGCAUCGGACCAAUUUCAAGGAGCAAUUGAGCUUGCGACUAUCUUUUCUUCCUUUUGCUCAUAUUCCUUCGUACCGUAUACAGCGUAUUCUUCGCCGAUGUAAAAACCCAUUGUAUGGAAUUUCAAAAUAUCAUGCGUACCUAUACUAAUAAACUUUACUGCCCCUGCCGGUGAGUCAUGGUGAUUUAAAUAUUAUUUCCACGCGCGUGCACCGUGACCGUAAAAUAUAUUUAUACAAAGUUGGAGCCCUGUACAUGGCUCAACAGAUAUCUGCGAAAAGUAAAUUUUCAAGUAAUUCUCAAAUCCCCAUAUUAAUGCAAUUAAGGAAAGCAAUACGAGUCUCAAACUCGAUUGCGUGCUGACAAUCGUCCGGUGUCAUCAUACAAGAACGCUUGUAUCAUUAAAACUAUCUUGAUACUUUC